Molecule: messenger RNA, 1056 nt
Organism: Colletotrichum gloeosporioides
Lineage: Eukaryota; Fungi; Ascomycota; Sordariomycetes; Glomerellales; Glomerellaceae
Product: Isocitrate dehydrogenase [NAD] catalytic subunit 5
Exons: 1
Coding region: 1-1056 (351 amino acids)
Biological process (GO): tricarboxylic acid cycle; isocitrate metabolic process
Molecular function (GO): isocitrate dehydrogenase (NAD+) activity
Source: RefSeq, a predicted model, not a curated record
AUGCGCAUCGGCGUUCUCAAAGGCAAUGGCAUCGGUCCAGAGAUCAUGCGUGCCUCACAGCGUGUCCUCGAGGCCACCGGCAUUCCCAUUGAAUGGGAAAACAUCUUGAUUGCCGAUGAGGCCAUCGAGAAACACGGGCACCCCAUACCACCAGAGACGGUGGCUCAGCUCCGAUCGGUCGGCGUAACGCUCAAAGCCCCGAUCAUUACCCACAAGCUCGUGGGGCGCAUUACCUGUCUUCAGCCUGACGGAACUUCGGCGACCUAUCCAUCACUGAACAAUGCGAUCAGGCGGGAGCUGGGUCUCUUCGUAAACCCACGACCUGUAAAGGGAUAUGCAGGCAUCUCUGGCCGUUACGAGGAUCUCGAUUGCAUAAUCAUGAGAGAGGUCACCGAGGAUCUCUACUCUGGUAUCGAGCACAAGAUUGGGGACGACAUCGCCGCCGAGGCAAUCAAGCUCACCACACGUGCAGCAGCUACGCGGGUUGCGCGAUACUCAUUCGAGUAUGCCCGCAAGUACGGUCGUAAGAGAGUGACUUGCCUGCACAAGGCUAAUGUGCUCAACUACACCGAUGGCCUGUUCCUUCGCUGCUUUCGGGAGGUUAGCAAAGACUACAAGGAUAUUGAAACCGAGGAGCUUAUGAUCGACGCUGCCUGCUACCUCAUCGUCAAAGACCCGAAAAGGUUCGACGUUGUUCUGGCGGCCAACCAAUACGGUGACAUCUUUUCAGAUUUGGCUGCGGGGCUCGUCGGUUCUUUGGGAUUGGCACCAGGCAUGAACGUCAGCGACGAUCUCGCUGUCUUUGAGGCGUCUCAUGGUGCAGCUCCAGACAUUGCUGGCAGGGGUAUUGCCAAUCCGCUGGCCUUGGUUCUGAGUGGCGCUCUACUUCUGGAGUCCAUGGAUCGCCGGAAGGAGGCAAAUGCAGUUAGAGAAGCUGUGCGUAUUGUGGUAGAAGAGCAGAAAUAUCUGACUCCUGAUUUGGGAGGUUCGGGAACGACCGACUCCUUGACUGAUGCUGUGGUAAGAGAGGUCAAGAGAAUCAUGACAUGCGAAUAA